GCGAGAUAAGCAGUAAGCUAACUGUCCGUAUUUCUUAUACGUCUAAUCUUACUCUCUUGUACUUUUAACGCCUAUUCUCAACCCUGUUUAUAGUAACAAUAGGUAUUCAUCUAUAAUGGAAGUGCGAAAACAAAGAUGUUCUAUGGUUAGUAAAGACACUCCAGAUAUUGAGAAUAUUUUGUCUUUGAAUCCGAAGAUCUGCGGUCAUGCUAGGCUCGUACCAAGUAGUGAAACAAAAAUAACAAAAAAACACUGGAAAAGAAAUAAAGAGAAACAUUGUUGUUCACGCAAAUUGCUAGAGAAAAACUUUGACGAUAUUAAACGUACUACAUUGAGUGAAAGGGGUGCUCUGAAGGAAGCAGCUAGGUGCUUGAAGUGCGCUGACGCUCCCUGCCAGAAGAGCUGUCCAACGCAACUUGACAUUAAGGGCUUUAUUAACAGCAUUUCGACAAAGAACUACUAUGGAGCAGCUAAAGCCAUUUUCUCGGACAACCCUCUAGGCUUAACGUGUGGUAUGGUUUGUCCAACUAGCGACCUCUGUGUUGGUGGCUGCAACUUGUAUGCUUCAGAGGAAGGACCUAUUAACAUUGGAGGGCUUCAACAGUUUGCUACAGAGGUUUUCAAAGCCAUGAAGAUCCCCCAGAUCCGUCCUCCGGAAAUCCCUCCUCCAGAAGAUCUUCCUGAAAGUUAUCGUGCUAAGGUGGCGCUAGUGGGAUGCGGACCAGCUAGUAUCAGCUGUGCUAGUUUUCUUGCCCGACUAGGUUACUCUAAACUCAUUAUAUUCGAGAAGGAAGAAUAUCAUGGAGGUCUGAGCUCUUCAGAAAUUCCUCAGUACCGUCUUCCACAUGAAGUAGUACAAUUUGAAGUCGAUCUUAUGAAAGAUCUAGGCGUCCAGGUUGAGCAUGACAAAGCACUUGGACGAGAUUUCACUUUGAUGUCAUUGAAAGAAGAGGGAUUCGAGGCCGUGUUCUUAGGAAUAGGAUUACCAGAUUCGAAGACUACUCCUAUUUUUAAAGGGUUGACCAAUGAAAGCGGCUUCUACACCUCUAAAGAUUUUCUACCACUCGUUUCCAAAGCCAGCAAACCUAGUAUGUGUGGGUUUAAAUCAGUUCUCCCACAUUUCUACGGCAAUGUGAUAGUGCUGGGAGCUGGGGACACUGCCUUCGACUGCGCUACUUCAGCUCUCAGGUGUGGAGCUAAAAAAGUUUACGUGGUGUUCAGAAAAGGGUUCACCAACAUCCGGGCAGUUCCUGAAGAGUUCGAACUAGCCAAGGAAGAAAACUGUGAGUUCAUGCCGUUUCUUUCACCAAACAAAAUUAUUGUAAAAGGACAUCAUAUUAGUGCAGUGGAGUUUAUCAGAACAUCACAGGAGGAAGAUGGCAGUUGGAAGAUGGACGAAGAUCAGCUGGUGAAACUGAAAGCCGAUUUUAUUAUAUCAGCAUUUGGAUCCUCUCUCCGGGAUUCCAAAGUGUUAGAAGCCAUCAAGCCUCUCAAGCUCACAAACUUGGGACUUCCAGAGGUCGACAAGAGCAUAAUGCAGAGUAGCGAGAAGUGGGUGUUCUGUGGAGGAGACAUGGCUGGUGUAGCAGAAACAACCGUUGAAGCUGUAAACGAUGGAAAGACAGCAGCUUGGUUCAUCCACGAAUUUCUCCAAAGCCUUCACGGUUUCCCAGUACCCAAAAUACCAUCGCUACCCAAAUUUUAUACCCCUGUCGACAUGGUGGAUAUCAGCGUUGAAAUGUGUGGUCUGAAAUUUAAAAAUCCUUUUGGGCUUGCUAGUGCCCCACCAACAACCAGCAGUGCCAUGAUUCGGAGAGCGUUUGAAGCUGGCUGGGCAUUUGCUGUGACAAAAACAUUUACUUUAGAUAAGGAUAUCGUAACAAACGUAUCACCACGUAUCGUUCGGGGUACUACCUCAGGACACAGUUAUGGCCCAGGCCAGGGAUCUUUCUUGAAUAUAGAGCUGAGCAGUGAGAAGACUGCUGCCUACUGGUGUCAGAGCUUAAGAGAACUGAAGAGAGACUUUCCCGAUCAUAUCCUGAUUGCCAGUAUUACUUGCACCUUCAAGAAAGAAGACUGGGUAGUGUUGGCGAAAAUGGCAGAGGAAGCUGGAGCAGACGCCUUGGAGCUGAAUCGAUCUUGUCCUCACGGAGCGGUGAAACGAGGAAUGGGUUUAGAAUGUGGACAGGAUCCUGAAUCUAUUCGAAGUAUAUGCUUGUGGGUUCGAGAAGUUGUUCAAAUUCCAAUUUUUGCGAAACUGACGCCUAACGUCACUGAUAUUGUCUCUAUAGCAAAAGCUGCUUAUGAAGGAAAAGCGGACGGAGUAACAGCGACAAAUACAGUGCCAGGCCUUAUGGGUCUGAGAGGAGACGGCACCGGAUGGCCAACCGUGGGAAUAGAAAAUAAAACAUCCUAUGGGGGAGUAUCAGGAAAUGCCAUCCGUCCAAUUGCUCUUCGAACAGUGUCGGCCAUAGCUAAGGCUUUACCUGGGUUUCCAAUUUUAGCUACGGGAGGUAUAGAUUCUGCAGAAGUAGGCCUUCAAUUUCUUUAUUGCGGAGCUACUGUUCUGCAAGUCUGUAGCGCUAUUCAGAACCAAGACUUCACCGUCAUUGAUGACUAUGUUACAGGACUGAAAGCAAAUAUGUACUUAAAAAGUUUGGAAGCAACAAAGAAAUGGAACUUUCAGUCUCCGCCGACACCUCGUCACCACAAAGGAAAGCCUAUAAAUGUUCUACCUGACGCCACAUUCAAGAAACUUCCUCAUUUUGGAGCUUACCUGAGACACAAAGAAGACAUUCUAGCGACAUACAAGAAACAAGUUGAUCUACUUGAUGAUAAGCUUAAGCCACCACAGAAUAGACCAUGUUCCCAGCACGUGAGACCAAUCCCACAAAUCAAGGACGUGAUCGGAAAGGCUAUCAAUCGGAUCGGGACUUUAUCUGACUUGGAUACAAAACAACAGAUGGUAGCUCUUGUUGACGAGGAAAUGUGCAUCAAUUGUGGGAAGUGUUACAUGAGCUGUAACGAUUCUGGGUACCAGGCUAUUAUCUUUGACCCAGAAACCCAUCUACCUAGAGUGACUGAUGACUGCACCGGUUGCUCGCUUUGUGUCUCUGUGUGUCCUAUCAUCGACUGUAUUCGUAUUGUAAACCGAACGACUCCUUACCAGCCUAAGAGAGGAAUACCUUCCACUGAACUGGGGAAUUAUUGUGAUAAUCCUUUCCCUCUUCUUGCACAGUAGACUUUUCGUGGAAUGACUUGGAUAGUUAAUAAUAGCAAAAUAUUGAGCUUAAUUCAAUACGUUAGAGAGGUUAUUGACUGUGCCUAGCAUUAAAACAGAAUAUAUAUAUAUAUAUAUACAAGCACUAAUAAAGUUAAUGGAUAAAAACAUA
Molecule: messenger RNA, 3392 nt
Organism: Limulus polyphemus (Atlantic horseshoe crab)
Lineage: Eukaryota; Metazoa; Arthropoda; Merostomata; Xiphosura; Limulidae
Product: dihydropyrimidine dehydrogenase [NADP(+)]-like
Exons: 22
Coding region: 116-3241 (1041 amino acids)
Biological process (GO): thymine catabolic process; uracil catabolic process
Cellular component (GO): cytoplasm; cytosol
Molecular function (GO): iron-sulfur cluster binding; dihydropyrimidine dehydrogenase (NADP+) activity; NADP binding
Source: RefSeq, a predicted model, not a curated record